GGAUGACGGCUGAGAUGAAACCGAAAGUAAAUGCGUUAUUAUGUUCAAGAUCCAUUUUGAGACGACAGAGCAGAAAACACUAUAUAGAGUAAGAAAUAAAAUGUCUCAACAAUCAGUCUGCUUGGUGUGGAGGAGGAAAUAUAUCUUUCUGUAGCGACACUGAAUUCUGUCUGGAUAAAGUGUGUGUGGAUACGCCACGAGGCCCAGAGAGCAGUCUCCAGUACCCAGCUGUCUGUCUAUGAAGAGUGACUUCUCAAUGGAUCACCCUGUCAAUUUGAGUGGUGGAUCAGGGACCUUUGACCCCAGAAGCUCCAACCAAACUCAGAGAUCAGUGUCUCCAGUACCAAGUUGUCUGUCCAUGAAGAGUGACUUCUCUAUGGAUCAUCCUGGCAAUUUUAGUGGUGGAUCAGGGACCCUUGACCCUAGAAGCUCCAUCCAGAGAUCAGUCUCUCCAGUACCCAGUCAUUUGUCUAUGAAGAGUGACUUCUCUAUGGACCAUCCUGACCAUUUUAAAAGUGGGUCAACACACUAUGAUCCUAGUGGAUGGUCUACUCUGUUCGAAGAUCAGUCCAGGUGUGCAGUGUGUCAGCAGGUGCUGAGGGAUCCAGUCUCUAUCUCCUGUGGACACACAUUCUGCAGACAGUGCAUCAUCAGAUACUGGGAGAAACCUGCUCCUUCAGCAGACUAUGACUGUCCUCAGUGUAGAAAGAGAUCCAGAACACAUCCUCUACUACAGAAACUGAGUGAACCCAAUGAUGCAAGAAGCUCUGAAAACCUGGAUGACAGCCUACAGAGAGCUAUAGUAAACCAUAAAGACAGUCUGAAAAGGAGGUAUGAAUGUGUGACAGAAACCAUCGACAAAGCAGGGAACCAAACUCCCCUCAACAGGAUUUACACAGAGCUCUACAUCACAGAAGGAGAGAGUGAAGGGGUUAACAAUGAACAUGAGGUGUGGCAGCUAGAGACAGCAUCCAGGACACCAACCUCACAUGACACAGCAAUCCACUGCAAUGACAUCUUUAAACCCUUACCUGGCCAGGAGAGAAGCAUCAGAACUGUGCUGACGAAGGGUAUCGCUGGCAUCGGAAAAACAGUCUCUGUGCAGAAGUUCAUCCUAGACUGGGCUGAAGGGAAGGCAAACCAAGAUGUGGAGAUCAUAUUUCUGCUUCCUUUCCGGGAGCUGAACUUGAUUAAAGAUAUCCAGUACAGUCUUCUCAGACUUUUAAAUGACUUCCACACAGAACUAGACAUAGCCAAUGCAAAGAAACUCCAUGCCUAUAAAGUUAUGUUAAUCUUUGAUGGUUUGGAUGAAAGCAGACUUCCAUUGGAUUUCCAGAACAACGAAAUGGUGCCCGAUGUCACACAGACAUCAUCUGUUGAUGUUCUGCUGACAAACCUCAUCAAGGGGAAUCUACUUCCCUUUGCUCUCCUUUGGAUAACUUCCCGACCUGCAGCAACCAAUCAGAUCCCCCCUGAGUGUGUUGACCAGCUGACAGAGGUACGAGGGUUCAAUGACCCACAGAAGGAGGAGUACUUCAGGAAGAGAUUCAGUGAUGAGAACCUCGCCAGCAGAAUCAUCUCACACAUAAAGACAUCAAGGAGCCUCCACAUCAUGUGCCACAUGCCAGUGUUCUGUUGGAUUUCUGCAAUAGUCCUUGAACACAUGUUGAGUACAGACAAAAGGAGAGAGAUGCCCACGACUCUGACUGAGAUGUCCAUACACUUCCUGGUCAUUCAGACCAGACUGAAGAACCAGAAGUAUCAUGGAAGAGAGGACAUGGAUCAAGAGGAGCUCAUGGAGUCAGAUAAGGAGAUUAUUCUGAAGCUGGGGAAGCUAGCGUUUGAAAAUCUGGAGAAGGGUAAUCUCAUGUUCUAUGAAGAAGACCUGAAAGAGUGUGGCAUUGAUGUCAAAGAAGCCUCAGUGUACUCAGGAGUGUGCACACAAAUCUUUAAAGAAGAGUCUGUGUUAUUUCAGAGAGUGGUGUACUGCUUUGUUCAUCUGAGCAUUCAGGAGUUUCUCUCAGCUAUCUACAUGUACCAUUGUUACACAACCAAGAACAUGGAUGAACUGAAGCCCUUCCUCAAGAGAACGUCUGGAGCUGCAUCUGAAGAGCUAACCUUGCAUGAGAUGCUGAAAAGUACUGUGGAUAAAGCCUUGGAGAGUAAGAAUGGACACCUGGACCUUUUUGUCCGCUUCCUUCAUGGCAUGUCACUGGAGUCCAAUCAGAAACUCCUACGAGGUCUGGUGACACAGACAGAAAGCAGUCCAGAGAGCGUCAAGAAAACGAUCCGAUCCCUUAAGGUGAUGCAGAGGAAGAACGUCUCCCCUGAGAGGUGCAUCAAUCUCUUCCACUGUCUGAUAGAGAUGAAAGACCAUUCAUUACAGGAGGAAAUUCAAGUGUACUUGAGGUCAGAGAAGAGAUCCAAAAACCUCUCCCUUGCCCACUGCUCAGCACUGGCCUACAUGCUGCAGAUAUCAGAGGAGGUUCUGGAUGUGUUUGACCUGAAGGAUUACAAGACAUCAGAGGAGGGUCGUAGGAGACUGGUCCCAGCUGUGAGAGGCUGCAGGAAAGCUCUGCUCGCUGGCUGUAAACUCACAGACACAUCUUGUGAAGUGUUGGCCUCAGUUCUCAGCUCAAACCUCUCACACCUGAGAGAGCUGGAGCUGAGUAACAAUGACCUGAAGGAUUCAGGAGUGAAGCUGCUCUCUGCUGGACUGGGGAAUGCCCACUGUAAACUGGAGACUCUGAGAAUGUCAUGCUGUCAAGUCACAGAGGAAGGCUGUGCUUCUCUGGUCUCAGCUCUGAGGUCAAACCCCUCACACCUGAGUGAGCUGGAUCUGUGUAACAAUGACCUGAAGGAUUCAGGAGUGAAGCUGCUCUCUGCUGGACUGAGGAAUGCCCACUGUAAACUGGAGACUCUGAGGCUGUCAGGCUGUCUAGUCACAGAGGAAGGUUGUGCUUCUCUGGUCUCAGCUCUGAAGUCAAACCCCUCACACCUGAGAGAGCUGGACCUGAGCUACAAUCACCCAGGAGACUCAGGAGUCAGACUGCUCUCUGCUGGACUGGAUGAUCCACACUGCAGACUGGAGAAGCUCAAUGUGGAACAUGGUGGAGAGUACACAAUGAAACCUGGGCUUAGAAAAUAUGCCUGUGAUCUCACACUGGACCCAAACACAGUAAACAGACUCCUCUCUCUGUCUGAGGAGAACAGAAAGGUGACACGUAGGAGAGAGGAGCAGCCGUAUCCUGAUCACCCAGAGAGAUUUGAGUACCGUGGACAGGUGCUGUGUAGAGAUGGUCUGACUGGGCGCUGUUACUGGGAGGUAGAGUGGAGUGGGAGAGGGACUAAUAUAGGAGUGACAUAUAAAGGAAUCAGCAGGAGAGGAAGUGGUUAUGACUGUAUUAUUGGAUUCAAUGACAAGUCCUGGAGUCUGGACUGCCAUGACAACAGUUACGUAGCCUGGCACAAUAAUAACAACACUACCAUAGACGUCCCCUCCUCCGGCUCCCACAGAGUAGGAGUGUAUCUGGACUGGCCAGCCGGCACUCUGUCCUUCUGCAGAGUCUCCUCUGACACACUGACCCACCUGUACACAUUCCACACCAAAUUCACUGAGCCCCUCUAUCCAGGGUUUAAUGUUUGGGGUGAUGACUCCUCAGUGUCCCUGUGUCAGGUGGUCCCUGUGUCAAACACAACAUGAUGUUUCACUGUAAUCAUGUGUUUUAUGUUUGAUCACACACACACCAGUUUGGCAACUCUCUGUCUCUCUCUUUCCGUAACCCUGAACCCUGAGAGAAAGGUUCAGAUGCAACACACACACACACUGGACACACACACACACACACACACACACACACACUGGACACACACACCCUGGACACA
This is a messenger RNA of Oncorhynchus tshawytscha (Chinook salmon), 3885 nucleotides long. RefSeq names its product NLR family CARD domain-containing protein 3. Gene Ontology annotation, molecular function: protein binding. Lineage: Eukaryota; Metazoa; Chordata; Actinopteri; Salmoniformes; Salmonidae. The record is from RefSeq and is a predicted model, not a curated record. The transcript has 11 exons. Bases 239 to 3703 code for a protein of 1154 amino acids.